Molecule: messenger RNA, 3505 nt
Organism: Ahaetulla prasina
Lineage: Eukaryota; Metazoa; Chordata; Lepidosauria; Squamata; Colubridae
Exons: 2
Coding region: 260-3439 (1059 amino acids)
Biological process (GO): DNA integration
Molecular function (GO): nucleic acid binding
Source: RefSeq, a predicted model, not a curated record
CAUUGCAAAUUUAAGGAUGCCACGUGUCGGCGAUGUGAAAAAAAAGGGCACAUCGCGAAAGCCUGCCGAGCGCCCCAACCUUCCCGCCAAAAAUUCAAACCGACCAAUCAAAGCGCGGGAACCGCGAAACGGCCCGGGAUUGGUCAAGGGAAAAAAGGCGCGAAGUUGAAUCAGACCGCCGUGAGAGUGGGCCAGGCAUCAACACGCCUAGAAAAAAAAAAUCUUUAUUAAAACACUCAUCGAAGGAGUGCCGUGCCGAAUGGAAGUGGACACUGGAUCUUCAAUUACGAUCAUGUCCUGGAGCAACUUAGAAAAAAACUUGCCGGCUAUCGCGAAACGCAAACUGCGGCCACAGAAGCUACGAGUGCAGGACUAUCAAGGGAACAGGAUCCCUGUCCGAGGGGCGACGACCGUCCACGUCAAGUAUGGACAGUUCGAAAAAACUCUGCCCAUCACCAUCGUCGAUGGGACUCUGCCGAGUUUGUUGGGACUAGACUGGUUCCAGGCAUUGGGCAUGGGAGUGACCGGAGUCUUCCGAAAUGAAGUCGACCUAAAGGACGAACUCAUGAAGGAGUUCGAGGACGUUUUCAAAGACUGCCUGGGCAAGUACAAGGGGACCCCUAUCUCCUUCAACCUAGACCCUCAAGUUGCCCCUAUCCGUUUAAAGGCUAGGAGGGUUCCCUUCGCCCUGAAGCCCAAGAUUGACCGGGAACUGGACAAACUAGUAAGCCAGGGGAUACUAGUGCCAGUCGACCAUGCGAAGUGGGAGACGCCGAUAGUCACCCCAGUGAAACCAGAUGGGUCAGUUAGGAUUUGCGCCGAUUACAAGGCGACGCUAAACAAAGCUUUGCAAAAAAGCGCUUACCCCGUCCCAGUGGUGCAACACUUGCUGCACUCGCUAGGGCAAGGGCAGGUUUUUGCCAAACUAGAUUUGGCCCAAGCCUAUCAACAGUUGCCCGUAGAUAGCAGCACGGCCGAGGCACAAACAAUCGUAACGCACAGGGGUGCUUUCAAAUGCACCAGGUUACAGUUUGGGGUCAGUGUGGCACCAGGAUUAUUUCAAAAUUUAAUGGAGCGGCUUCUGCAGGGGCUCCCCGGGGUGGUACCGUACUUUGAUGAUGUACUGGUAUCCGCCGAUAAUAUGGAGGAACUAGGGGUGCGACUGAGAAAAGUUUUGAGUAUUUUCCGGUCCGCCGGUUUAAAAGUCAAAUUAAACAAGUGCCAGAUCGGGGUAGGAUCCGUAGAAUUCCUGGGCUACCGGAUAGACAGGGAGGGGAUCCACCCCACUGAGAGCAAGGUUAGGGCAAUCAGAAAGGCCCCAGCACCCCAAAACAAAACAGAGUUGCAGGCGUUUUUGGGUCUGGUAAAUUUUUACGCGGUUUUUUUAAAAAAUAAGGCUACCAUAGCCGAGCCGCUACACAAAUUACUAGGAAAAAAUGCUGCAUGGUCUUGGGGAAAGGCGGAAGCUAGAGCAUUUGAAGCAAUAAAAAACCUCCUGUCUAGUGAUAGCCUAUUGAUCCAAUACAAUAGCACACUACCAUUGGUGCUAGUUUGCGAUGCAUCCCCCUACGGGGUGGGGGCUGUGCUCAGCCACAGGCUGCCAAAUGGCACAGAAGCCCCUAUAGCGUUUUACUCCCGAACAAUGUCCUCAGCUGAAAGGAACUAUAGCCAGUUGGAUAGGGAAGCCUUGGCCAUAGUCUCCGGGGUAAAGAAGUUCCAUGAAUAUGUUUUCGGUCGCGACUUCGAAAUCGUCACAGACCAUAGACCCCUACUAGGGUUGCUGGCGGGCGACCGCCCAACGCCCGUGGCACUUUCGCCCAGAUUAACCCGAUGGACUAUCUUUCUGGCUGCAUAUUCUUACAAACUGCUACAUCGGCCAGGAAAGGAGUUAGGGCAUGCAGACGCCUUGAGCAGAUGCCCUUUACCAGCGACUAUCGAAGACCCCACUCCGGGCACACCCGUCUUGUUAAUUGACUCUUUGGACUCUGGUCCAGUCACUUCCAAGGAGGUGGCUCGGGCUUCUUACAAGGACAUUACAUUAAGGACUGUAAUGGGUUGGGUGCAAAGAGGAUGGCCCGCUGCGCCGGGUGAGCGUUUUAGGGAAUAUGUAAAAAAGCGCGGGGAAUUGUCGGUGCAAGGGGAGUGUUUGCUCUGGGGGGAUAGAGUGGUGAUCCCAGAGAAAUUGCGAAAAAAGGUUCUGGAACUUCUGCACGAAGGCCAUCCUGGAAUCUUGCUCUGGGGGGAUAGAGUGGUGGUCCCAGAGAAAUUGCGAAAAAAGGUUCUGGAACUUCUGCACGAAGGCCAUCCUGGAAUCGUGAGAAUGAAGGGUUUAGCCAGGAGCUAUGUGUGGUGGCCCUUGAUGGACAUGGAGAUUAGCGAUAGGGUUGGGAAAUGCCAAGCAUGCCAGGAAACCAGACCACUACCACCAACGGCCCCAAUCCGAGAGUGGGAGAAACCCCAGGGCCCAUGGUCCCGAAUCCAUAUCGACUUUGCCGGCCCUUUCCACGGCCAAACAUUCUUAGUGGUGGUAGACGCAUUUUCCAAAUGGCUAGAAAUCAUUCUAAUGAAAUCUAUGACCGCAGAGGCUGUAAUUUCAGUCCUGCGGCACCUUUUUGUAACACACGGGUUACCAGACACACUCGUUUCAGACAAUGGGCCACAGUUCACGGUGACCCUUUUUGAGAGGUACUUGGCGGAAGAGGGCAUCCGGCAUGUCCUCUCGGCGCCUUUCCACCCUGCGACGAACGGCCUUGCAGAGCGUUUCGUCCGGAGUGCAAAAGAGGCAUUGUCCAGAAUCAGACCCGGGGAUUGGCAAUUAAAAAUUGACACCUUCUUAGCGGUACAACACAGAACCCCUUGUGUAGCGACUGGCCGCAGCCCAGCAGAGCUACUGAUGGGGAGAAAGCUUAGAUGCCCGUUAGACCGGUUAAACCCGAACUACACACCAGACGGGUAUAAAACAACACCGGGCAAAACAAGAGAAUUGACAGUAGGGAGUUCCGUAUGGGCACACAAUUAUGGUGAAGGCCCAAACUGGCAAAAGGGAACAAUCCUAGAAACAACCGGGCCCAAAUCAUAUCUCGUAGAAAUAGAGGAUGGCCGGGUUUGGAAACGCCACAUAGACCAGUUAAGAAAAAGAAUAGCCACCAGUCUAGAGACAGACGAAACAGGCCCUGACUAUCCAAUGAUUGAAUCCACAGCUAACUCAAACCCGAGAAAACCGCAGGACUUAUCUGAGUUCCAGCGACACCAACCGGUCCCUCCGAAGGAAAGCAGGAACGACUCUGCAAGUAAUCCAAGGCCGGAUGGCCUGGAGGAGGAGCUGAGAGGAACGAACAGUCCCUCCGGCCAGCUCGACUCACUCCCAGAUAAUGAACUGCGCAGGUCCGAAAGAGUUAGGAGACGCCCUGCAUACUUACGUGACUACGUAGAAAAAUAAUUAUUCAUUUUAUGUAAAUAGGGGUAAAAAGUUUUCUGGGAGGGGAGGAGUGUAAUGUAUCUUUAA